Molecule: messenger RNA, 2013 nt
Organism: Prunus avium (sweet cherry)
Lineage: Eukaryota; Viridiplantae; Streptophyta; Magnoliopsida; Rosales; Rosaceae
Gene: EML3
Product: Emsy N Terminus (ENT)/ plant Tudor-like domains-containing protein
Biological process (GO): defense response to fungus
Cellular component (GO): nucleus
Source: RefSeq, a predicted model, not a curated record
CAUUAGGGCGCCACAAAAACUAGUUUGAAGUCCGCGGCUUCCCUCCCGACCUCUCUCCAAUGUUCAAUGUCCAAUGUCCAAUCUCUCUGCUCAAAUCCAAUUUCGUCAAAUUCACACUCCAAUCCCCACUCUUUUCAGCCCAAAACUUUUCGAAAUUCUAAUUACGCCCCACAAUUAGAAGAAGUAUUCCAAUCCCCAAUCCGCUACCAUUGACACCAAUCGAUCGCCUUCUCCAUCACUAUUUGAACCUCAAAUUAAACUUCUUUGAGCUUAUGGGGCGGUACUGUGCCUGAAUUGGAUCCAUAUUUGGCGAAUUGACCUGUUUCUGACGGUACCAGUGGGCUACCAUUUCAAGUUCUCGACGAAAUUGAUUGAAUUUUGACGGGUCUGAGUGAAAUUCUACGUGGGUUUGCUAGGGUUUAGCGAAAGUCUUGGUUUUGAGGGGCAGUCAUGGACUACGAGCUCUCGGAUAGCAGUGGUACAGAUGAUGACCUUCCGCCCUCUCAUCAAAAUAGAUUUCAAAGGGGAGGCCGAUCUUCUGGGAAUGGAAGAUCUGCAGCUGUGGGAUCUGCUUCAUUACCUAGGAUGCAUGGUGACAUGGAAACCCAAAUCCACCACAUUGAGCAAGAAGCAUACUGCUCAGUCCUGCGGGCUUUUAAAGCUCAAUCUGAUGCCAUCACCUGGGAUAAGGAAAGUUUGAUUACAGAACUUAGAAAGGAGCUGAGAGUAUCUGAUGAAGAACACAGAGAACUUUUGUCCAGGGUCAAUGCUGAUGACAUGAUCCGGAGGAUAAGGGAAUGGAGAAAAACAAGUGGGCUUCAACCUGGCACACUUACUGCUGCUCAGCCUGUUCAUGACCCCCUACCUAGUCCAACUGUUUCAGCAUCACGCAAGAAACAGAAAACAUCGCAGUCUGUAGCUUCCUUAUCGCUUGGUGCUCCAUCCCCUGCACUGCCUCCAUCCAUGCAACCGUCCUCAUCAGCCUUGAGACGAGGUCCUCCUCCAGGAGGUCGGACCAAGAAGCCAAAAUCAUCCUCUCAGUUCCCUUCCACAAGUAUUACUGGAAGGCCCCAAGCCGCUAAUCGAGGUUCUUCUGGUGCCUUUGUGGCAAGUGAGCCUGCUGAGGGAGCAACUUAUGAUCCAUUAAUAGGAAGAAAAGUUUGGACAAGGUGGCCUGAAGACAACCACUUCUAUGAGGCUGUUAUAACUGAUUACAACCAUGUUGAGGGCCGACACGCUCUGGUUUAUGAUAUUAAUACAGUGGAUGAGACAUGGGAAUGGGUCAAUCUAAAAGAGAUAUCUCCUGAAGAUAUUCGGUGGGAAGGUGAUGAUCCUGGGAUUUCUCGUAGAGGUGGUCGACCUGGACCUGGACCUGGCCGAGGGAUAAAAAAGUCCACGGCACGUGGUGGUGCAGUUUCAGGUGCAGGAAGAGGCAGAGGGACCGCAAAGGGUCAGUCCAAGAAGGAUUUGCCUCCACAACAAAAUGGCAUUGGCAGGAAGGCAAUGAGCGAUAUUGAAAUACUUCAUACAGACUCUUUGAUUAAAGAGGUUGAAAAGGUUUUUGGAGCAAGCCAUCCUGAUCCCAUGGAGAUCGAGAAAGCCAAGAAAGUUCUCAAAGAGCAUGAACAGGCACUGGUUGAUGCAAUUGCAAGACUUGAAGAUGCAUCAGACGGUGAAAGUGAUGAACAUACAUUCUCUCAAAGACAACCAAUAGACCAGGAACGAGGAUGGAGAAAACGGCAGUACGACGAAAUGGCCGAAGGUCGGGCAGUUGACGGUGCAAAUGGUAAUAAAAUGACAAGAGAGGGUAGAAUUGCAUCGGACGAUCAACGUUUUGAGGGCGAUGACAUAUGAUAUUUGGAGGCUUGUAACAUCGAGUUAUAUCUCUGUUUGUAGUGUUGUGCCAUAUUCUGAUUUGAUCACCAGUGGAUGCUUGGUAAGCUUUAGGUUUCGUUUCAUUUUUAGUUUAACCUUAAGCAGAGAUUAUGUUUGCUGUAAUUUUUUUGGGGGUUG